Messenger RNA from Solanum tuberosum (potato), 1344 nucleotides. RefSeq lists its product as uncharacterized. Lineage: Eukaryota; Viridiplantae; Streptophyta; Magnoliopsida; Solanales; Solanaceae. The transcript is spliced from 5 exons. The coding region runs from base 21 to 617 and encodes 198 amino acids. The record is from RefSeq and is a predicted model, not a curated record.
GAGACACUUGGAGAGGGGUGAUGAAACAAGGGCUAAUCAACUGUACAGACAAAGACGUACAGAGAUUGACGACAUACAAUAGAAUAUUUGUGAGCUUUCUACUUUAUUUGCAAUGCUAUCUAGCUGUAUCAGUAAGCGGAUUAAAGUUGUUUCGCACAACUUUCUUUGUGAUGGCAUUGGUGAAUGUUUGUUGGCAGCACUGGAUGGAUGAGAGUGAUGGUACAAGUGAUUCCGUACUAAAGCAUAAACCUAUCUGGGCUACUUAUAACCAGAAGUGGAAGAAGGUGAAGAAAAGAACAGUAGAAAAGAAGAAACAAGGUGAUCUGCACCGCACAUAUGGUACCAGAGUCAUUCCAGUGAGCUUGUGUGUAUUUUAUGUAAACCUUUCUACCUAUUGCACUGAAUGGUUUGUUCUGUCUUUAGCUGAUAUGGAUGAACAUCUUAUGAUGGAAGAUGAAAGUCUUGUUUGGACAAGUAAAGAUGUAGUUAUUGUACUCCAACAUCAGAAUGAUACGAUACCUUUGAGUUAUGUUUCAGAAAUAGAGAGAAGGCAUGCUAUUUCAAUGCUAGCCCAACAACAUAUAUCGACUGGGCUGGCUUCUGCUGUGGAUGGUUGAGUGCUCCAUAUGAAAAAGGCUUCUCAUGUGCAUGAAAGGCCUGUUGUAAAUUGGCUCUGGGCAACAGGUUGCCACUCAUUUGGACCGUUCUCUAACACUUCACAAGUCAGUCACUGUUGAUUCAGCCCUUCACCGGAUCAGCGAGUCAUCAGAUACUUCAUUCGUACCAAACACACCCUAUAUAGUCUUGAUUUCUGCAUUUUCCUUAUCAGCACAGUCCACAAUCUUAGUUCUGGUAGUCCAUGAACUCUUUCAUCAAACUAUCUCCAGAGCCAGCAUUCUUUUGGGAAUCAAAAGCUCACCUCGACUUUUGCUUCGACCUUAGUCAGUUAGUUGUUAACUCUGAUAUGACUAGUUUGUCACCAAGUCUUUGGAUGUCUGACUUACAAUCCACAGAAUUAUUUCAAGCUAUGUGCUUGGACUCUUCAAAAGUAUCAAUAGGUGCGGGCUGGAUCCAUCACGGAUGCGACAACUUUCCAUCUAUUUUUUUAGUGUUCUUAUUCUGCAGCUAUAUGGAGUUCCCCUUUUAAAAUGGCAUGGAAUCAGAAGACAGGCCACAGGGUGACAAGAUGAAGUGGAUUUGAUGGUAUCCUGGAGCUUGUCAAGCUCAUUAUUCUGGAGAUAUUUUAUACGGAGUCGGCAUUUGAAGUUUAUGUGUUCUACGCUUAUGUGUUUUUUUUAAAAUGAAUUCUUCCAAGUUUGAUGAUAAAAAGUUUAUUUACCAAAA